AUGGGCCUGUCGACGACUGGGACUCUAGUAAAACCCUCGUCCAGUCUCGUGUAUACGUUAAAUCUGUACUACGUGCUCAAAUACAACGAUAUCAUCUCCCUAAACACACUGGUUCGCUUACAACACUCUGCAUUUGCGGUGAUAAUUUGUGAAGGAUGGGCCCGGUGUCGGAAAAUGGGCCUUGUGAUCCUCGAUGCACGGUCCAUACUCAAGAAGCAAUAUUUGCAUUGGCGGCAGGCGGCGCACGAACAAGACGUAGCUCUUGGCUUCUGGCCUAGCACUUCUGUAUCAGCGGAUCCGGUGCCUCCUUCUCUCAAUGCCUCAACUCUGGAAGAUGAUCUGGAUAUUGACCUCGAACCGCCGCCACCUCAAAACCAUCACGACGACAAUGAUACAACUCUGCCAACCUGGGGUCUGCCUAAUCACGAAGCGUUCGACUAUGGCGCGUUGAAUCAAGAAUCCUUCCAGAGUGACCUAGAGCUUGACGAUAACAGUGACUUCGGAGUUGAGACUGCCCCCCAGACCCCAAUAUACAAUCCUGAAAUGGAUUGGGCUUCUGACUUGGGCUACACGUCUGGUGAAGCAGCCGAUAUCGAGACAGACACGGAUUCGCACCCGGAACUUGAUGACCUGCUCCCUAUAUCUCCAGCAAACUCUCGAGCGGCCUCGCCCACCGUUGGGCUGAAUAUAGAUCAGAUAGGAAACAAUCUUGAAGACAAGGCGCCUCAGGUCCCGCUUACCCCUGACGCUCCAGAUUUGGAGUUGAAUGAAGAAACAGCACAAGAGCCCAACAUUGACACUCCGAUGGAUCAAGCCGUGCUCAGCCGUGCUCAGACAUAG
Rhizoctonia solani is the source of this 840-nucleotide messenger RNA. Its product is annotated as Transposase family Tnp2 protein. The transcript has 4 exons. The coding region runs from base 1 to 840 and encodes 279 amino acids. The record is from RefSeq and is a predicted model, not a curated record. NCBI's taxonomy places the organism in Eukaryota, Fungi, Basidiomycota, Agaricomycetes, Cantharellales, Ceratobasidiaceae.